ACAGGAAGUGAGGUAAAAGGGCGCUGAAAGGAAGAGAAGCAAGGGCGGGGCCGGCAUUGCGCAUGCGCACACCUUCAUGGAGCGAACUAGGGCCGCAAAGCAGACAGACGAGGCUUUCAGACGGAAACGACAUUGAAGAAUCAAGAGAAGGAAGACAAACAGCAAACCCUUCAGGCCAAUUUGAUCUUCUGAUGCCUCACAAGGCAAAGCAAUGAAGGGGCAGCAGAAGGCAGUGGAGACGGAAGAAGGCACCGUGCAGAUCCAGGAAGGCGCAGUGGCCACGGGCGAGGAUCCCACCAGCGUGGCCAUCGCCAGCAUCCAGUCGGCCGCCACCUUCCCCGACCCCAACAUCAAAUACGUCUUCCGGACAGAGAAUGGCGGCGCACAGCUGAUGUAUCGAGUGAUCCAAGUGGCCGAAGGGCAGCUGGACGGGCAAACCGAGGGCUCCGGCGCCAUCAGCGGCUAUCCUGCCACACAGUCCAUGACACAGGCGGUCAUCCAGGGAGCCUUCACGAGCGAGGAUGCGGUGGAGACGGAGGCCGCGGCCACGGAGACGCACUACACGUACUACCCGGCCACGGCCGUCACCGACUCGGCCACGUCUUCCGGCGCCGGGAGCACCACCGCCACCGCCGUGGUGACCGCCCAGAACUCGGAGGCCUUGCUGGGCCAGGCCACCCCCACCGGCACAGGGCAGUUUUUUGUCAUGAUGUCUCCGCAGGAGAUCCUCCAGAGCGGGACGCAGCGCUCCAUCGCUCCCAGGACGCACCCCUAUUCGCCAAAAUCCGAAGCGCCGCGGACAACUCGGGAUGAGAAGCGGAGGGCCCAGCACAAUGAAGUGGAGCGCCGUCGCCGGGACAAGAUCAACAACUGGAUCGUGCAGCUGUCCAAGAUCAUCCCCGACUGUUCGAUGGAGAACACCAAGUCUGGGCAGAGCAAAGGCGGCAUCCUUUCCAAGGCCUGCGACUACAUCCAGGAGCUGCGCCAGGGCAACGUCCGCCUCUCCGAGGAGCUCCAGAGCCUGGAGCAGCUCCACGUCGACAACGAGGUCUUGCGGCAGCAGGUGGAGGACCUCAAGAACAAGAACCUGAUCCUGCGAGCGCAGCUGCGCCAACACGGCGUGGAGGUCAUCAUCAAGGACUCGCACUGACCCGACUGACCGAUCCAUCCAUCGAUUGGCGUUUUGGAUUGAUUGACGGCGACACCGAGGUCUUUGCCCUUCCGAGGCGCCUGCCGUUCUAUAUAGGAACUUACCAAACCCUCGGGACGGGAAGAAAGACGGCCGUCGCUUUGGACAUUGGGCCGCUCUCCGGCACGCAUGCAGAAUCACGGUCACCACGUUGCACGACCCUAGAGACCCCCCCCGUAUCCAUACAACUCUCUCUUCUUGAUCCCGUCCUGGAGAACAAGACCUUCCGGCUUUCUUUUUAUUUUCUCUUAUUAUUUUUAAUAAUAAUAUUAACAAUAUUUUUUUUUUCUGCUGAAGAUAAUGGGACGCUGUUUUUUGGUGGACGAGUGCCAAGGCCCGCAAGUAGCCCAACGUUCAUUCGCUCCUUCUUUUCGGCCUUUGUUCCCUUUCCUGUCUUGUCUUUUUAAGAAAAAGAAGAAUAAACCCGGGAAAUAAAACAGGGGAAACGUC
Molecule: messenger RNA, 1639 nt
Organism: Anolis carolinensis (green anole)
Lineage: Eukaryota; Metazoa; Chordata; Lepidosauria; Squamata; Anolidae
Gene: usf1
Product: upstream transcription factor 1
Exons: 11
Coding region: 212-1150 (312 amino acids)
Biological process (GO): regulation of transcription by RNA polymerase II
Molecular function (GO): protein dimerization activity; DNA-binding transcription factor activity, RNA polymerase II-specific; RNA polymerase II cis-regulatory region sequence-specific DNA binding
Source: RefSeq, a predicted model, not a curated record